CUGUGACUUCAGUCUCAACAGUUUAUUUUCUCCUUUUUAUCAGAAGUUUUGUGCUUUUAAACCAUGAUUCAACCACAGACCUGGAUAUUUCUGUUUUUACCGUUCAUGUUUCUGAACUUAGAGCCGACUGCAGGCGAGCAGAUAGUUGACAGAAGCAGGAAGCAGAUAGCAGAGAGCAGCAGCAGUUCACCGCGGACGGACGCGCGGAACACGGAGACAAAACACGAUCCUACUGUCGGUUAAAACACGACUUUUAUUAACGAGACACGUCUGGUUUGAGGUGAAGAUGAAUUUUAUCGCAGUCUUUGUCCUUUUGGGGACAGGACUGACGGUGAAAGGCGACAAGCAUUCCCUCACUUACAUCUACACGGCCCUCUCCAAAGAGCCUGUUGGACUCCCGGGCAUCCAUGAGUUCACAGCCAUGGGUCAGCUGGACAGCAAGAUCAUCGACUACUUUGACAGCGAUCACCAGAAGAAAGUACCCAAAAAGGACUGGAUGAAAGACCGACUGACUAAAGAUUACUGGGAAAAAGGCACACAGUCCCGCCAGAGCAAGCAGCAGUGGUUCAAAGUCAACAUCGACAUCCUGAAGAAACGCAUGAGACAGAACGACUCCGACGUCCAUAUUCUCCAGUGGAUGCACGGCUGUGAGGGCGACACGCAGUCCGACGGCACGUUGAAGUUCCACCGCGGCAUUGACAGGUACAGCUACGACGGAAACGACUUCCUGUACUUCGACGACGCCAACUCGGUCUGGGUCGCCCCGAUUGACGCGGCACUCCAGACCAAGAGGAAGUGGGAUGAUGUCCAGGUGCUAAAAGAAUACACCAAAGGCUACCUGGAGAACGAGUGCAUAGAUUGGUUGGGCAAGUUCAUGACAUAUGAGGGGGCGCAAGCACGAAAUGCCUCUGCCCCGGAGGUGUUCGUGUAUACAAAGAAAGCCAAAGUCGAGAAAAAUGUCAUUUUGAUGUGCCUGGCUACCGGUUUCUACCCAAAAGACAUCAUCCUGCAGAUCAAAAGGAACGGCCGUAUUUUAUAUCAAGAGGACGGCGUGACUACAUCGGGUACUCGACCAAACGGCGACGACACCUUCCAGAGAAGAGAUCAUGUGGAGAUUUUAAAGUCUGACAUGUCCACAUACGCCUGUGAAGUGAUACAUGCUGCAACCGGGGUACAUGUUGAGAUGCUUUGGGAUCAUUCACUUCCUGACGACUCUAACGUAGGUAUCAUCAUCGGCGGCGUGGUUGGGGGCGUGGUCGUGGCCGUGAUCGGUAUCGGUGUGCUGCUGGUCGUCUUGUGGAAAAGAUUUGGAAAUCAACCCACGAACGUCCAAGGGUCAGGUCCGUCUCUCGACAGUGUUGGCAGUGCUGGCAGUGCUGGCAGUGCUGGCAGUGCUGGUAGUGACGAACCCCUUACUGGUGUAAAGACUUCCUCAAACAUGAAUGGUAACAACGGCAACGGCAGCACUGGCGAGGUGAACAAAGCUCACACUGGAAAUCAACCCACGAACGUCCAAGGGUCAGGUCCGUCUCUCGACAGUGUUGUCAGUGCUGGCAGUGCUGGUAGUGCUGGUAGUGGCAACACUGACGAGGAGAAGAAAGCUCUCCUCACUGGCUCACAUGGGUCUGACUCUGACUCUGGCAUCUCUGGCGAUGGCAACAAAACCCCCCCCUCUGAAGCCACCAGCCUCCUGAAGGAGAAUGAAGAGGAAGUCUCAGAAUAACAUCAUUUCCAUCAGAGUACAUCAAGCCUCACUGUGCUCUCUGGAUCCAAAUUAACCAAUAAUACAUCUAAUAGUAGAAUCUGAUAGUAGAGUCUGGAAAUCAACAAGAACAACAAAAAAAAGUCUCUUAAAUGGGUUUAGGGUAAAUCUGUCGGGCAGUACAGGGACUGAGUUUGAACUUCAGUAAGUUGAAAUUUAAAUAU
This is a messenger RNA of Sebastes umbrosus (honeycomb rockfish), 1926 nucleotides long. RefSeq names its product major histocompatibility complex class I-related gene protein-like. Gene Ontology annotation, biological process: immune response. NCBI's taxonomy places the organism in Eukaryota, Metazoa, Chordata, Actinopteri, Perciformes, Sebastidae. The record is from RefSeq and is a predicted model, not a curated record. The transcript has 15 exons. The coding region runs from base 287 to 1723 and encodes 478 amino acids. Gene Ontology annotation, cellular component: external side of plasma membrane.